Molecule: messenger RNA, 2252 nt
Organism: Xyrauchen texanus (razorback sucker)
Lineage: Eukaryota; Metazoa; Chordata; Actinopteri; Cypriniformes; Catostomidae
Gene: kcnk4b
Product: potassium channel subfamily K member 4
Exons: 6
Coding region: 1-1419 (472 amino acids)
Biological process (GO): stabilization of membrane potential; potassium ion transmembrane transport
Cellular component (GO): membrane
Molecular function (GO): potassium ion leak channel activity
Source: RefSeq, a predicted model, not a curated record
AUGCAUGGCUCCACCCUUGCACUGAUCUUGACUGGGGUGCUCCUGUACUUAGUGAUGGGGGCACUGGUGUUCAAUGCAAUUGAGACCCCAUAUCAGGAAGCCCGCCACGUCCAACUGCAAAACACCCUUCAGGAGUUUCUAUACAACAACACCUGUGUGAACCAUAAAGAUCUGGAUACGUUUUUAAAUAAUGUGGCAGAUUCUAUCAGUGUUGGAGUUCAACCCAGCAGCAAUGCCACAUUCAGCACUAGUUGGGACCUGGCCAGUGCUUUCUUCUUCUGUGGCACCAUUAUCACUACCAUUGGUUAUGGGAACAUCUCUCCAAAGACAAUGUGGGGUCAGUUCUUCUGUAUCUGGUAUACGCUGGUGGGUAUUCCCUUGUUUGGGUUUCUUCUUGGUGCUGCAGGAGAUCGUCUGGGGACUUCGCUGAGCAAUGCCAUUGCUAAAGUUGAAGCUCUUUUAUGGAAGUGGAAGGUGAGCCCAACCAUUGUGCGUGUCAUCACCGCUGUGCUGUCCAUCAUGCUGGGCUGUGUUCUCUUCGUCUUUGUGCCAAUUUUAGUCUUCCAGAAGGUGGAAAAAUGGAGUCUGCUAGAGUCUGCCUAUUUUGUGGUUAUCACUCUCACUACUGUGGGCUUCGGAGACUAUGUUGCAGGUAAUAGUGGUGAUGAGGGUCACCAUAAUUGGUACAAGCCUCUGGUCUGGUUCUGGAUUUUAUUUGGUUUAGCCUACUUUGUGUCUAUUCUUUCCAUGAUUGGGAACUGGAUUCUGGUUCUUAUAAAAAAAACCCGUGCAGAGAUGGAGGAGUUGAGGGCACAUGCCUCAGACUGGACCCAGAAUAUUCAGAACAUGUCAGUGGAUUUUAACAUAGCUGGAAAACUGGAAGAUCCUUUCAAGCGUACCAGGCGAAAGCGGCGCCACAGGCGCCACAGACGCAGCAACAGCCAGAGUGUAUCGGGUGGAGCUGGAGAGGAUGGAAGGGGGGAGAAUGAAUCAGAAUCUGGCUCUUACUCGUCCGACGAGUCAGAAGGCAGCUCUGAGACUGAGUCAGAGGUGACAGAGACAAAACAGGUCCCGAAGGUAGGGUUCUACAAAGAUAUAGAGAAAGAGGAAAAGCCCAAAACCCCCGACAUGGCCAAAGAUCCCAUCGACUCUCAGCCCUUGGAUUACUUUGGGGAAAAUCUUGCCUACAUUGACGAGUCCUCAGAUGCGGUGAGUGGGAAGAUUCACUUGGAUCCACUCCUGGAUGUACCUGAAUCCAAUCCGGUUUCUAAAGAUAAGCCCAAAAGAAGACGUCAAAGGAGACACUGGAAAAAGGAUCCACAGAUACCCAAGUCUAUCAAAACCAGUCCAGCUGAACUAGAGAAUAUUAUGCCAAACGGAGACAUUCAGCAAAAAGACCCCUCUCCACUGAAGCUGUGAGCAAGCAAGUUGUUCAUGGGGUUUGUUAUUCCUCAAAAAAGCCUCAGUCCUCCACUUUGACAUGUAAUAUGUGUCACUGGAAUAAAGUUUUUCUACUGCUAGCGUUAGGGUAUGCUGUGCUUUACUGUGAAGGCACCUUAAAUUAUUCUCAGAUUUUACUGGGACUCUUGCCAAUAGCAAAAAAAAAGAAGACUACGGAUACCAAUGAAGUCUUAAAGUCCAAAACUAUAUGUGUGCCUAAAAUGAGAUGGGGGAAAGGAUCAGCUCCCAUCUUGGACAACUCAGCAUGAAGGAAUGAGUGAGAAGUUUUAUUGGGUAAUCAAACAGUGGUCAAAUGACCAUUAUUCAUAACUGCAUAUAAGAAAGUCAAUCAUGAUUAGAUUCUCAGUGCCAUCUACUGGACAGUUUUUGCAGUCAGAUAAACUCUCUGAUUAUAGUGACUGCACAUGCUGUGUACAGAUUCAAUUACUGUUUUAUUCGGUGUGCCUUUAGCUGCUUUCCUUUUUUUAUAAGUUGACAAUAAAGGAAUGACACCUUCCAUUUGGAGGAUGCAGAUUUUGAAUGGAUAGUUCACCCAAAAAUGAAAAUUCUGAAUUUUGCUAUCAUUUACUGACCCCCAUAUUGUCAUCUGCUCUUGUGUUAAAUGAUCACAUAAUGUUUCAUUUUUGGGUAAACCGUACCUUUAACACUCCAACUCAUCUCUACUGAUGCCUACUUUCAACAAUUCUAGGAAAUAACAUGAAACCACAUCACUGAGUUUUCCAGGAGUCACUCCUAACAAGUUUUAUUGCAAUAGAGCAAUGCAGUCCAUUACAUUAUGUGGUAAAUUUACA